Molecule: messenger RNA, 3651 nt
Organism: Cryptomeria japonica (Japanese cedar)
Lineage: Eukaryota; Viridiplantae; Streptophyta; Pinopsida; Cupressales; Cupressaceae
Product: RING-H2 finger protein ATL13
Exons: 2
Coding region: 1326-2951 (541 amino acids)
Source: RefSeq, a predicted model, not a curated record
AAUGAUUCAGUAAUUGGGCAUUUGAAUUACAGUGAUGUAAGCAAUUACAUGGUUGCUCUUCCAUUUAGGAGGAAUGGAGCUCGGAGAUCCAUAAUAUUCCAGUAAAUUUGUCAAACAGGACAGCCAAGAAAGAGCCUUCUGAAAUCACAAACUGACUAUAAAAUACAUAAGCACAAACAUCCACGUCUUCUCAUAGCCCUAAAAAAGGCCAUGCUUGUUCACAGAGACCAAUGCUGACCCCAUGCAACUCUAUAACCAUAUUAUGAGUGUCAGCAACAAAUCAAGGAAAGGUCACAUCUCACACAAUACAAUCUUAUCAUUUGCAAAUAAGAGCAUGCAAACAGAUCUAUCACAGGAUUGAAGGAUAUCCUUUACGAGCUAAAAAAAAAUGAUCACAGGUCUAAAUACCAAUGUUUCUUUUUUAGACUUGAAGGAUGGGAUGAGUUUCAGGAUGGGGUUAUGGCUAUGGAUAGAAUCAGUCAUGUGACCGUAGGGAUUGUACCAAACGUGACCACCACCAUCUCAUUUAAGCACCGCUAAAGCUAUUUGGGACUGGGACAGGGCAUAUUAAAAUCUCCUGUGAAGUGCAUUGAAUUCCCCAUCUGCUUUAAACAAGUUGAAAUCCGUCAUCUUCUCCCUUUGAUAUCAUUAAAAACCCAUUAAAAAGCACACUAACUAGACCGCCUCCGCGUUUACUGCAAGCUCGCAAUAAUGGCAACAGUAACAAGUUAACACUCAAGAGCCAUGGGGGCUGCACGUGGAAUCAUAUAUGAAGCAAACAUGUAAAGCUCUCACGGUUUUGAUAAUGAGGAAGAGUCAAAUUUGCAUUAAAAAUCACACCUACUUUUCCAAUGCAUUUAAUGCAGUGCACUAAGUAAAAUUUUUAGGCCUAUUCAAAUCCUCAUUUCUGGGGUUGGUCUGCAGAUUUGGGGUUGGUCUGCAGAUUUAAUAUACGCUUUUCAAGAUCCAAAUCAGACUGAAUUCCUUAAAAUUUGAUUUUGGGUUUUGACUUUUUAAGGCUAAAGAUUCAGGAGAAUUCUCCGAGCUUGUUUGUUAUGUCGCUGAGAUAUGCAAGAAUUAUGUGAUGGAGCCUUAUCACCACCGACUGCAAUUUCAUGAUCCAAAGGGCUGCGCUCCACGUAUCAGAAGCAAUUUUUUUGCAGGAAUAUCAUGCUAACAGUCCUGCAGAGUAGGAGGAGCUGUUUAGAUUGCAAAUAGGGUGGGGAGUUAGGUUUUGAAAAGGAGAACUUGAAAGGAGAUCAGUAAACAGUUGGAAAGGCACCUGACAUGACAUUAAAGAGAGGGUGCUAGUGAGAACGGUCAGAAUGCAUUUGCUUUCCUCAGAUAGUUAUACGCAGGGAAGAUUGCUGUCAUUGCAGGGGCAUGUUCUAUCACCUCCUUCUCCUCCAGUGGGACUUGUGUCCUAUCCAGCGAAUCCAGUGCCACCUACAGUAAGAAAAUUUGAGGGCAAUGUCAAUGACAUCAAUCCAAGCAUUCUGGUGAUAAUAAUAGUAUUGGCUGUCAUAUUUUUCAUAUCAGGAUGUCUCCAUCUGCUGAUCAGAUUUCUUGUGAAGUCACCUAGGAGAGGAGACCCAGGUUUCAGUCAAGACAAUGUGACAGCCCUACAAGGCCAGUUACAACAGUUGUUUCAUCUUCAUGAUUCUGGUGUUGAGCAGGCCUUCAUCGAUACACUGCCUCUAUUCCUGUACAAGGCAGUGAAGGGAGUAAAGGAAUCUUCUGAUUGUGCAGUUUGCUUAUGUGAAUUUCAAGGUGAGGAUACUCUAAGAUUGCUCCCAAAGUGCAGCCAUGCUUUUCAUGCAGAAUGCAUUGACACAUGGUUGUUAUCACAUUCUACUUGCCCACUUUGUAGGGCAAGCUUGUUGCCUGAUCGCAACAAUCCAAGCUCCCCUCAUGUUUUUGUUGUUAUUCCUUCUGAUGAAGAAAGUAGAGAACUUGCAACAGAUACAGAGGAAUUAGAAUCUGAAGAAGGGUCCAGGAAUCUUUCUGGCAGUGGACAGAAUGAUAGACAUAUCAGUAAUUCACCUCCCAAAACCAUGAACGAUUAUUUACAAAAACCAGACAAUGCUGUGCCAGUAGACAAGGGUGUGGUAGGAAAGAUGAUGCCCAUCAAGCUCGGCAAGUUCAGGAAUGUAGAUGGUCAAGGUGAAGCUAACAUGGCAAGUAGUAGCAGUAGCAAUAUUGAUCCAAAGAGAUGUUACUCCAUGGGCUCCUACGAAUAUGUCUUGGACUCUUCCAAUCUGCAAGUAUUCAUAGCUCCCACCCCUUACAGGAAGCAAUCUAGCACCAGAAACUUGCCUCUAACUCCAGGGCACAGGCCUAAUUUGUCAGAAUGUAUUCUUCCAGAGGAGGUGGAGAGAUCGAUUCAGAUGACUCCUCAUAUGGACUUUGUAUGUGAGAGUAAAAUUAUCAAGGCCAUUCAUUCUCUAAGGCCUAAAAAGGAUGAUACUACUGCAGAUAAUACUGCUGUAAAUUCAGGCCUUCAAAGACACGAACCGGCUGAUGUUAAGAGCAGGGAAUCAGAGUUAAGUGCCAGUGUAGGAAGCAGCAAGCGCUGGGUUAGGCCCAAACGAAUCCAAUCAGGUUCCAUGGAGAUGUCAGGCUCCUCUAGGAGGGCUGUGUCCUUCAGGUUACCUUUACCAGUUGAUGCCAAGUUCAAGCAAAGUACAAGCAGGCGGACAUUAUCAGAGACAGAAGUAUUAAGCUGGGAGGAAAAUGAGCAGUUGCCUGGGCCGAAUCCCAAAUCCUGGGAUUUGGGGCCUAAUGUUCCUGCUUCUAAUGAUAACAGUAGUACAACAAGCAAUGAAGCUGCAGAGAAUUCGGUGUCUUCAUUUGCCAAGAGAACUCUUAACUGGUUGGUGGGCAGACAGAAACGAGUUGUGCAUGCAUCUUUAGGAAGGAAUCAGAGUCAAGAGGGGCCUAUGAGCAGUUGAAGAAGGGUUUUGUAUGCCAUCUCUCACAUUUAUAGCAGGAAGUUUUUGACAGACACACACAAUUAAAGCCUCAAUGUCCAACAUGAGAUCUAUUCACACGAAUUCAUGAUAUCAGGUAGAAACAUCAAUUUGUGGGAAAAAUUCAGAUCAAUGGGCUUCUAGUUACAGCUCUACUUUCAGAAGUUGGUCCUUGUUCUUUUCUUUUCUGGAAGGUUUGUUCGAUAUUGAGGAAUUAUACAAUUGGGAACUUUAUCUGACAGAAAGAAAGCUAAGUAUGCCUUUUGUAUUUAAGAGAAGGUGAUCCGAGUUCCCCUUUCUUCUGUUUACAUUAGAAACUAAAUCUGAACGGCUGUUAUAGAUAUUUCAUAUUUGUACAUGCGUACUGCUUAGAAUACCUUCUGCAAUACAGACAUUUUAUUGCUCCUGCAAUUAUGCGCUUGCAUGUUUGCAAAUGCUUUUUUGUGUGUAACUGUACUAUCUACUUAGGAAUGGGAAACUAAGCCAUUUCACAGUUCAAGUCUCUUGCAGCCUGCUCUUAUAGACUGUCAACUUGAUGGGUGAAAACUGAAAAUUAAGUAUUCACUUGUAAUGUCCAGGAUUAAAAGGACAAGUAUUAGUAGUCUUUCUCCUUUCUAAGGGGAUGAGGAAUAUUCACAUGUAAUGUUCAGGAUUCACUUUUCAAAGAUAAUUAUUUAGUGCU